Molecule: messenger RNA, 1386 nt
Organism: Gymnodraco acuticeps
Lineage: Eukaryota; Metazoa; Chordata; Actinopteri; Perciformes; Bathydraconidae
Product: alpha-1-antitrypsin homolog
Exons: 3
Biological process (GO): negative regulation of endopeptidase activity
Molecular function (GO): serine-type endopeptidase inhibitor activity
Source: RefSeq, a predicted model, not a curated record
ACAUGCGUGGGACCUUUGCUGCUGCUGGCUGCAGCCUGGGCAGGCCACCACCACCACUACGGUGCUGAUGGCUCUCACACCCAUGAAGAAUAUGUUAGGUGGCUCAAGCUGUCCUGUUCCAAUGCUGACUUUGCCUUUGCCCUUUACAAAAGCCUGAAUGCCAACGCUGCUGCUGGAAAGAACAUAUUCUUCUCGCCCCUGGGCAUCUCCACUGCCCUGUCCAUGGUGUCCACAGGGGCUGGAAACCGACAGCAGCUGUUCUCCAGCUUAGGCUACAGUGCUCACACCCAGGAACAGGUCAACGAGGCGUACGAGCAUCUUUUCCACAUGAUGAGACACAGUGAAGAGCAUCAUCAGGUGGAUUUGGGUAGCGGCGUUGCCUUUCAAACUGGCUACAGUCCUCUGGAGAAGUUCCAGAAUGAUGUCAAGGAUGACUAUUUUGGUCGGAUCUUCACCGUUAACUUUACCAAACCAGCUGAGGCUGCGGAUGACAUCAACAAAUUAAUUGCUAAUAGAACCAACAACAUGAUCACAGAUAUGGUGAAGGACCUGGACCCCAGGACGAUCAUGAUGAUUAUCAACUAUGUCUACUUCAGAGGACAGUGGGAAGAACCCUUCGAUGCUAACCAUACACAGCUGCCCUACAAGGGCAACACCUCCAUGAUGAUCGUCCUGCCUGAAGAAGGCAAGAUGAAGGAGGUGGAGGGCUACAUCAGCAAGGACUACGUCAAGCACUGGCAUGACUCAGUCAUCAGGAGGUCUGUGCGUCUGUCGCUGCCAAAGUUCUCCAUCUCUGCUGACGCCUCCCUGGAGAGCACACUUAAAGAAAUGGACAUUUUUGGGAAAACCCAUAAAAGCAUAAUAGGGCUUCUUUAACUAACUAAGAUACUGGACAACCAGAUCCUCCAAACAAAAAUAGAAGAGAAAAUGAACAAAAGAGUGAAAUCCUAAACUAAGGAUGUCUGGCAGUUGAGAGAGACAGAGAGAAAUCUGUCUUCCUUCUUAUAUGGAUCAUUUGUGAAGAUCUGGAGCACCUGAGCAGAGAGGUGAUAGAGAGCAAAAAAGGGGGAGCGUGUAACUUAGAGUUAGGGUGCCGUGUCUAAAGCUACAGCUUCCAAAGAAGCAAUACAAUAUUCUCCUUUUACAACAAACACAAUACGCUCUUUUUUUUAUUUUUAGUAACGAUGCAAUCCAGCUAGUAAUCCCCAACUGUUAUAAAUGUAACGUAAAUGUAAGGGAACAGCUACAUUUUUUUUCGUAUCCUGAUUAGGUAAUCCCGUUACAUGUUAUCCAUUACUUCCCAAACCUGUCUUUGGGACAUUAUAUAUGUUUUUUCUAUUGUAUUUGUUUCUAUUUGUUUUUGGUAAAACAUGCUUGUGUAAUAAU